AUCUGAGCUCACAGUGACGUGGCCCUUAGGAGACCCAGAGCCAAUGCAUGGAUUAGUCUCUCCUCCUAGUUGCAGUCUGGUAGUCGUCGCUGGCUGUGCGAAGGCUCUCUGUUGCCCUGAAGGCAGGCGAGCCAGCUGCCCAGGAAAGGUGGAAAGUGGUGAAGCUGACCCCUGAGCCCUGGCAGGUCUUUAAGUGCUUUUGUGCAGCCGAUUUCAAGGCUAAGAGAGAAAGACUGCCUCUGAUCCCUGAAGGAAGAAAAAAAAAACAGGAAAAAAACUCAACAUGGAAAAUGUCCCCAAGGAAAACAAAGUUGUGGAGAAGGCCCCAGCGCAGAAUGAAGCCCCCGCUUUAGGAGGUGGUGAAUACCAGGAGCCUGGAGGAAAUGUUAGAGGGGUUUGGGCUCCACCUGCCCAGGAUUUUGGAGAGGAUGUGCCCAAUAGGCUUGUCGAUAACAUUGAUAUGAUAGAUGGAGAUGGAGAUGAUAUGGAACGGUUCAUGGAGGAGAUGAGAGAGCUAAGGAGGAAAAUUAGGGAACUUCAGUUGAGGUACAGUCUGCGCAUUCUUAUAGGGGACUCCCCUUACCAUGAUCAUCAUGAUGAGUUUUGCCUUAUGCCUUGAAUCUUGAGGUUAAUAAUCAUAAAAUCCCUGCUUUCUAAAUUCGCAUUUUUCCUGGUGUACCUUUAAUGUGAACCUUUUGGCAUUCUUCUGCAAUUUUCUGAUUGGAGAUUGCAUUUUGACCUAGUCUGUAAGUUUUUCUGUCAGAAGAGGACUUUCAUCAGCUUUCAUGGAAAGAUGUUUAUUGCAUACUAUAAAGUUAAUAAAGCAAUUUAAAAGCAGUCUA
Molecule: messenger RNA, 842 nt
Organism: Nomascus leucogenys (northern white-cheeked gibbon)
Lineage: Eukaryota; Metazoa; Chordata; Mammalia; Primates; Hylobatidae
Gene: BEX5
Product: brain expressed X-linked 5
Biological process (GO): signal transduction
Cellular component (GO): cytoplasm
Molecular function (GO): signaling receptor binding
Source: RefSeq, a predicted model, not a curated record